AGAAAAGAGACGCACAGAGUUGGGCUCAGUCUGUACAAAGGCGACAGAGAGAGCUGACGGCAAUGACCAGGGCAAAGCUGCUCCUCCUUCUCACGCUGCUCAUUUACCAAGACGCUGCCGGGGGGCCGCUCUACGGGGGGAAUGAGGAGGGUCUGGGACUGGAGGAGAUUGCGGGCCCAGAGACAAGUUACCCAGAAGGAGACCCCCAGGAGAAGAGUGAGUCCUAUGAGCUGUUCUCCAAAGCUGACGCUCUACGCUGGCCAGGUCGCUCCAACAUCUGCUACUUUAUCCGCCAGGGGAGAUUAGAGAGUCAGCUCUCCUGCCACCUUCGUUUCACCAGGAGCAAAUUUAACUUUAACCCUUUCGGACUCCGUUUCGGGAAGCGAGAGACUGAUGUCCCACCUGCUGAAACUGAAAGACAAACGGAUAAUGUGCUCCGGGGGCUCCGGGGAGACUUGUUCAAUCCCUUUAUUUAGAGUCUUUUGUAAUUAAAGGUAAAACACACUCAGAUAUUUUGUAUCCAGAACAGGGGGCGUGGCCUAUGUCUACUGUGUAUUGUGCUGCUUUUGGUUUACUUUGCCUUUAUCUUUCCAAUGUCUCAUUAAGUGGCAUCUCCUCUCCAUGUUGGUGGUGGGCUCAGAGCUCAGCCGGACCCCCGGCACAAGGACUCUUUCAAUGGACACAAAGGGGGGCUUUUUUGUACCCCUAAGUGUCGUAGCAGAGUCCAGGGUCAGAACUAAUUACCUACACAUUUCUCAAAUGUCUCAUAUCCCUCCAAUAUUCUGCCCUGAGACCCCCGGUACUAAUACAGGCAGCAACUCCCUGGCACCUGCAGAAAAUGCCUGAAUACCCCAACUCCCUGGACUCAAGCUUUAAAGGGGCUGUUCACCUUUAAAUUAGCACGAUGGAAGAUAAGUUGUAGUUGGUUAUCAGUUUUUAUUAUUUGUGGUUUUUGAGUUAUUUAGCUUUUUUUUCAGCAACUCUCCAGUUUGUCAUUUAAGUAGUCUGGUUGCUAGGGUCUGAAUUCCCCUAGCAACCAUGCAUUGACUGGAAUAUGAACAGGAGAGACCUGAAUAGAAAGUAAUAAAACGUAGCACUAACAAUACAUUUGUACCCUUACAGAGUAUUUGUUUUUUAGAUGGGGUCAGCGACCCCCCUUUUGAAAGCUGGAAAGAGUCAGAAGAAGAAGGCAAAAAGCUAUGAAAAAAGAA
Molecule: messenger RNA, 1211 nt
Organism: Xenopus laevis (African clawed frog)
Lineage: Eukaryota; Metazoa; Chordata; Amphibia; Anura; Pipidae
Gene: kiss2.L
Product: kisspeptin 2 L homeolog
Source: RefSeq, marked provisional